AUGGAAAACACUGAGGAUGUAGAAAAGCUCAGUGAAAACACAGACGAGCUUAAGAAGCUCAGUAAAAAGCUUAAGCUCAUGUUACACGACGUGAAAGUGAAUAAAGAAAUAGCAGAACAGAACAGAAAUAUAGUGCAAAAUGCACGUACAAAGGCGAGAGAAAAAAUUAGGAAGAUGAGAUAUGAAAUUACUGAUUUCUUCAAUAAGCUAGAAAGCGCUGUGGAUAAGAAAAUUGAAAACAUGAGGAGUGAUGACUUUCAUACACUGUCAGUGGUGACAUCGGAAUGUGAAGACCUCAGUAAGAAACUUGUGAUCAUUAGUAACUAUGUUGAUAAACAUGUAAAAGAAGAAACACAGAUAAACGAUAUUGACAGAGUCAAACAAGAAAUACAGCAUCUUGAAACGAGUAUAAGGAAGCUGAGCAUUGACAACGAUGUACAUGAAUAUACAUUUGAACCCACAGCGGAGCUCAAUGAUAUGAUGAAAAAUGUCAAGCGUCUUGGUGAUCUGAUCGUUGAGACGGAGAAGAAAAGAACGGUGAUACGUAUGUCCGAAUUUAGUUUAAAUGAUAAACGCGAGGAAGAACGAGUGAUUCCAUUUCUAUCGGGUUUGGCAUUUGUGUCUGAUGAUAACCUAGUUGCCGCAGAUUAUGAAAAUCGAUGCGUAAAGCUUAUCAGUGUCGCAGAUGACAAAAUAAUGUCGGUACUUCCGGUCAUGACGGAACCCUGGGAUGUUGCAAAAGUUAGGGCAGAUCAACUGGCUGUGACACUUCCGUUGAAGAAGAAAUUACAGUUUGUAAAUGUAAAAACAGCGUCUCUUCUGAAAGGUUAUGAAAUCGAGUUGAGUGCUGAAUGUCGCGGUAUUGACAGCAAACACGAAAAGCUGUUUGUGUCUUUCGUCGAACCAGCAAAAGUUGAAAUUCUCGAUCUUCACGGACAUGUACACAAAAGUUUUGAGUUCGAUUCGUUGGGAUAUGAAAUGUUCAGCUGGCCAGGAUACAUUGCUCUAAGUCCAGAGCAAACGGAAAGUACAGGUAGUUCUAUCUAUGUGUCUGACAAAGAUCGAAAUACAGUUACUCGUCUUUCUGAAGAUGGUAAGGUCAUUGCAGUGUAUGGCGGGGGCGUUUUGAAAGGGCCACGUGGUGUGUCAAUCGACGAUGCUGGGCAUGUUUUCGUGUGUGGCAGAGCUUCGAAUGAUUUGUGUCAGAUAAUGGUCUCAUCCGGAAAAGUUGAAUUUCUCUUGGAGCGAAGCCAGGGUUUGAAACAACCACAUGGAAUUGUGUGUCAUGGGAAUCGCGUGUUUAUCAGCAGUUGUGGAGAUAAAAAUAUCAAAAGUUGGGAAAUUGUUUGA
Molecule: messenger RNA, 1350 nt
Organism: Mercenaria mercenaria
Lineage: Eukaryota; Metazoa; Mollusca; Bivalvia; Venerida; Veneridae
Exons: 1
Coding region: 1-1350 (449 amino acids)
Biological process (GO): proteasome-mediated ubiquitin-dependent protein catabolic process; protein polyubiquitination
Molecular function (GO): ubiquitin protein ligase activity
Source: RefSeq, a predicted model, not a curated record